AUGUCGACUGUAGACCCUAAUCAGCGCGUAGUCGACCCGCUGGAGGGCACUGCACUAAGCCUGUUUGUGGUGUCCAUCGUCGGCGGUGUAGUGUCACUAACAGUGGUGGGAUUGAGGACAGUUAUCCGACUUCAUGAGGGGAACUUCCGCGUGGACGAUGGCUUGAUGCUCGGCGGUCUGAUCAUCUACUUGCCCGAUGUCGCUCUCGCCUGUGUGGGUGCUCUGAGUGGCCUGGGCACUCGCAACGCCAACCUCAACGAGACGAUGAUGGUCCAGGCGAUAAAAUACUUGAUGCUGUGGAUGCUACUCUAUGUGACGGCGUUAUGCUUGGUCAAAACGUCCAUCUGCAUGACCAUGCUACGGAUCGCAACCACCAUGCCAAAGCUGCGCAUCGCCGUGUAUAGCCUGUUGGGAUUGACAAUCGCCACCUUUAUCACAACUUUCAUCGGCAUCCUGCUGCUAUGCCGCCCUGUCGCGGCCAACUGGGAUCCAAGUAUCAUAGCGGAAGGUCGCGGCGAGUGCUCCCCAACCACCUCCAUGCUAGGCUUGUCGUACACGUCGACUGCGAGCACCAUCGCCACAGAUCUCGCCUGUGCCAUUCUUCCGGCUAUACUUCUCUGGCAUACGCAAAUGAGGCUCUCGAAGAAGAUCAUGGUCGCUACGAUCCUUUCUUUCGGCUCUUUUGCUUCAAUCUCAACCAUCAUUCGCACUCCGUACAUCGAUAACUAUAACCGUCCCUUGGAUGACCUUCCUUUUCACAUCGGCAAUAUUCCCCUUUGGUCGAAUGUCGAGACAGCCAUCGGACUUAUCGCCGGAUCCGCCCCUGCCCUGCGCAGACUCUUCUUAUAUCACCAGUCACCACGAGCUACGACCCGCGGUACCGAUGGCGGCUCCCAUGGACUGCCCCAAGGGUCGGGGUCGGUUGGCCUCGUUACCAUCGGUGGCUCAGUCGUGACAUCUUCUAAAAAUAAGGACCACAAGGGCUUGAAGUCCAACUUUGGCGAAGCCGAACAGGGCAACUGGACGCGCCUUGAUGAGGAUACUGGAUCAGACAAAGAGAGCACUGUGCCUAUCCGUGGGAUUCGGAGGAACAUGACCUUUGAAGUCGAGACGUCAACGUUACACGAUCACGAGCACGAACCUUAA
Molecule: messenger RNA, 1146 nt
Organism: Scedosporium apiospermum
Lineage: Eukaryota; Fungi; Ascomycota; Sordariomycetes; Microascales; Microascaceae
Exons: 4
Coding region: 1-1146 (381 amino acids)
Source: RefSeq, a predicted model, not a curated record